Ipomoea nil (Japanese morning glory) is the source of this 819-nucleotide messenger RNA. RefSeq lists its product as uncharacterized. The record is from RefSeq and is a predicted model, not a curated record. The transcript is spliced from 3 exons. NCBI's taxonomy places the organism in Eukaryota, Viridiplantae, Streptophyta, Magnoliopsida, Solanales, Convolvulaceae. Bases 160 to 639 code for a protein of 159 amino acids.
AUAUGGUUAAUUUGAAAGCUAUUCUACUUAUAUAUCAUCUUCUUUCUUUCCCUUCUCCUUCUCACUUGGCUUGACCAAAGCAAAGAAAAAGCAGUCUCAAUACCCCCAUUUUCAAUUCCUUUUCUGCUUGAAAUAUUAUCAAACUAACCUCAUGCUAAAAUGGCUUCUAAAGCAUUAGGCCUUCUUGUCUGUGCUCUCAUUUUGGCACUGGAUAUUGUAGCGGGAAUUCUUGGGAUUAAGGCAGAAGCAGAACAAGAUAAGGAGAAGCAUUUAAGGUUAUGGUUGUUUGAGUGUAAAGAGCCGAGCCACGAAGCAUUUAUGCUCGGUGCAGCGGCAAUUGGGAUACUGGUGAUAGCUCAUUUGGUUGCCAACCUUCUUGGAGGCUGCAGUGUUUGCGCCACGGAUGAAAUUAAGAAUGCCUCCACUCGCAAGCAAAUCGCUAUUGCAUUUCUUGCCUUCACUUGGAUCAUAUUUGCAGUGGGAUUGGGGACACUUGUGAUUGGGACAAUGGCAAACAGAAAGUCUCGAGCAUCGUGUGGGAUGUCUCACCACAACUUUCUGUCGAUUGGAGGAAUUGCUUCCUUUGUUCAUGGGGCCUUUGCACUUGGAUACUAUGUCACUGCAACCAUGGCUACCUAAUCCUUAAUUCAUAUAUAAUGCAUCAUAAUCUACCUUUUGUUCCUUAAAUCCAUCUAAUGUUAAGUUAGUCCUAGGCUAAUGUUUUUAACCUCUUCUGUUUAACGGUUCUGUCGUCCCACUUUCCUUGUCUCAUUUACUAUUUUAUUGGUAAAAGUGAUUAUGUUGUUGCUUAAAGUUUGA